AUGUCCGCCAAAAACAAAAAGUCCGUCUACUCGACGGCAAAUAUCGACUCUGCAGCACUCACGGAAUUGCAGAAUGUGGCGGAAUUAGGUGUCUUCGACGACCUCACCCCGUUGGUCGCCUUCAUCCAAAAGGGCCUCUUGAUGAAGACCCUCCAGAACUUUGGCCAUUUUGCUGCUGCAACUGAUAUUUCCAAAAUCGCCCAGACGACAUUGAGACUAGCGGGGAUUCUUGAGGUCGUCAACUUCAUUUUGAACGAAGCAGCAGACUCAGAUUUGACAACCACCCAGGCUAAAGCCAAGCUAGAGUUCCUCGAACAGCGUGACAGAUUGACCGAAUUCUAUACAGAGAUCCUCCAUCACCAUCUCAAGCAUUUUUACAAGAUCUUCUCGCUCAGAAAGCCCUCGGCAAUUAACCCCAGUCUUCGGGUGCUUCUCGCUUUGGUCAAUUACAGUAACCAUGCGCUUUUCAGUGAUUUCACAGACUCCAUCGACUUUAACCAUUCCUCCCUCAUGAAGCUCCUUAUACCGACCAAAGACGACUUUGAGAGAAAACUCAUCACCGAGAAGUCCAUGCGUCUUCAUUUUAUGAACUUCUAUAUGGCUGUGGCUGCAAAAUCGUCGCCCAUCCUCAGAAAAGCACUCUUGACCAACUUCAAAAUCAUGAACAACUUCUGGAAGUACAUGGAGAUGGACCGCUACGAGGUACUUAUUGCUGUUAUUGAGUUCAUCGAUAAGAGCGUGUUGUCUGAGCCUCUUCUCCGACGGAUCUCCAAGUGUCAGAUCUUGAACGAAAACUUCUUGUUCAAGUUUGGCUCAUUUUUUGCAUUUGUUAAACCAGUCAAUGAUAGAGAAGGCGAUGAGGAUGAAGACGAGUUCAAGAGAUUCAAGUCCUCCUUCACCAGUCUCAUGGACACUUUGGUGACUGACCAAGAAAAGGGUAUCACCUUCCCUCUCAACGACUUUGGUUUCCCAAUUACCGUGCACAACAAGACUUUCAAAAUCAACAACAAGCUUAUUUACACUCUUUUGACCGCACUUCGGCCAUGGGAAUCUUACACCCAGCUUCAAUACGUCAUGACUAUCAUUAAUCACAAUACUGAGUUGCUUCCACCCUACAUGAACUGGAUUGUUUCCAGUUCUGGUGGUUACCACGACCCUUCGCUUUCUUCGUAUUGGAUCGGCCACACUUUGUUGUACAGUGAGAUCCUCAAGUCCGAGUCACUUCCAGUCAAGUUUGACUUCAUCUCCCUUCCUCCAUUGUCACCAGCAUCACUCGUUGCUUGUCUUGCUUACACGAAUGAUCUUGUCAAGCAGCUUGGUUUACAACUUAUUUUGCUUACUCUCAACAGACUUGUCAAAAAUAAAGCGCCUCAGUCGCUUGUCGAUUCUGUUUUGAGUAACCUCCCACCACAGGCUUCAUACUUGCCGUUGCUUUCUCACGAGAAUGAGUUUAUCAAGUUUACUACCACGACUAUCGUGAAAAGCUAUGAACAAUUGGCUCCUUCUUCAUCUUCUUCAGCUGUUGUGGCAGCAGUGAAGGAAAACCUCGCAAAAUUGGAUUUGGACAAUUGUAGCAGCCAAGAUUUGGUUUUGCUCGAUAAUUAUCUUUCAAUCCAGUCCAACAAUGACUUGAAAUGGUGGAGCAAGCUGCCCAAGGGCAACUCGUUCUUUGUCUCCUUGCUCAAGCUUUCCAACAUCGAGUUCCUCAAACCAAAAACGCUCGCGAUUCUUUCCAAGCUUACGUCUACAGCUAUAAUUUUCAAUUUGAGCAGCUUGAUUGAGUCGCCAUUUUAUGCAUUAAUCGAGGCGUGUUCCAAAAUCAUCAGCUCCUCUUCGGCCCAAAAGCUCUGGAACUGCCUUGAUGAGACCAUCUCCAGAGCAGUGAAAACCCCUUAUAAAUACUUGGACAAGUCUCAUAUGGAGUACAAUGAUUUGAGUAUCUUUUUUGUUGUGCUUUUUGAACAGUUUAAGUUCAUUCCUAAUUACAAGAAGGAGAACGAAUUGGUGUCGUGGUUAUCGGAGUUCGUCACCGAUUCUAUCGUGUUAGGUGAGCCAUUAAACGCAUUCCAGCAGCUCUCCAAAGAUUACGAUGUUCCUUUAAAUCUCAACCUCAAGCUGAUCAAGCCGAAGGAGAAUUUGACAAAAAAGUUUGACCUUGCACAACAGCUUUACGUUUUCAACAAGGAUGUCAAGAACGGAGUCAAUGACUCGAAAAUCUUUGAUCACAUCUCGAAACUCGGUAACUACCUUAUCAGCUCAGGUUUCAACGACAAGAUGUUAUUUGCAUUCAUCAGCGACCCUCGUAACUGGUUCUUCGAGAAUUGCUUCGAUAGCAAAGAAAUUUCGAAGAGUGAAACUUUGGCAGUUACCUUGGUUGCUGAGCUUUUGAGGCAACUAAAUGCCGACUUCACCAAGACGAAGCUCAAUUCAUUUGUUUUUGAAAAGCUCAACAAGAAGGUUCCCGCUGCAAACCAGAAACUCUUGAACAAGUUUUUGAUGGUUUUAUCUGACGAGCAGUUAGUCAAACUCACCGAGAACGUCGAAAAUGAGUAUGUGGUCAUUGAGGCACUCAAGACCAUCCUUGAAAGAAAUGUUGAAUACAGCCCCGACUUGAUUCUCUUGAACAAGCUUGACCACCCAGAAAUAAAGUCAAUACUUUCUCAGUUUGAGCCACCCGCUUCUCAACUUGGCUUGAUCAUCGAGAAUCCUGAUUUGCACUACUUGCUUGAGAACAGUACUGAGGCGCUCGUCAGCCAGAUCUUGGCUGCCGAUGAAGUGGAAGAUGAGCUUCUUUACAGAAUUGCAUCCACAUCUAAGUCGAUUGUCACCAAAUUCGAACAACGUGUUGUUGACAUGGCGUUGAGCUUGAAAAAUUGGACAUGGUCGAUCAAGAUUUUCGCUUUGUGUCCAGAGUUCUUCGAUCAAAAUAAGAUUGCUGAAAUUCUUCUCGAUCACUUCGAGCGGGAUACCAAAGUUGGAUUUUCGACAAACUUCACCAAAGCUGUGGGUGCCAUAGCUGCGGUGAAUAUGACCGCCAUCAAAAACCAUCAACAAAGAUUCAAUGUUUGGUUCCACAAGUGCAUGCUUUACAUAACAAGGAAGUUUGCAGAGUCCAAGGAGCUUUCUGAAAACUUCAAUACUUUUUUGGAGUCAAUGGAGGCUUUGUUUGAAACUUUGGAGCACCCUUGGAGAAUGUGCCCAAACACCAUUCUCAAUGCUCAACUAGAGGUUCUUCUUGGUCAUACUCAGUGGAUGCAAUCAGAAAAUACCAGUCGGUAUGCUAACAAACUCUUGUUUGCAGCUGAUGCCAAGGGUGUACAUGGAGACAAGUUACUUCAGAUUUAUCUCAACAACCCGCUGCUUCCCCUCAAGAAGCUUCCUCUGGAGAAGGAUGCGCCAUUGAGAUUUCAGAGUGCGUUGUUGAUCAACAGGCUCUUUUUCAUCGAAUCAAGCAAGUCCUCGUUGGAUACCGUUCUCCAGCAGAUUCUUCCUCUCUAUCAAGGAUCCACUCGUGCAGAAGAUUUGCUCCUCAAGGAAACCUUGAAGAAUAUUGAGAGCAAGACUAAUAAGAGUUGGGUAAACAGAGUAACCAGUUGGGAUUUCCUGGAGCAGCUUACACAGAAUGAAGUUGAGUUGGUCGGUGAAGAGCGUUUGAUCAUCACUGACAAAAACACGAUGGUUGUUGCUCUUAAGAAGGCUUUUGUUAAAAACAGCAUCGCUGCUCCAAUUCAGCCUUUGGAUGUGCCUUCUUCCAGGAAAUAUUCAGACUUCCUGAAUCUUUACGAUAUCUGUUUCAAAGGAGCCUACAAAGACACUCAGUAUGACCCAGAGUUUUUGCUCUUGGUUAUUCUUAAUAAUGACGAGUUGGUGUCAGAGAAGGAGGGUGUUGUCACUUUCAGCGUGAGAAGACUCAUUGAGUCUCAGAUCUUCCAGGUUAUCGUGGCAAACCUUGCACAUCAAAAGACAAGAGAAGUUUCCAAAAUCUUGCUCCACGGAAUGUGCAAGUUUGUUCAGAACCAAGACAAUUCCUUCAAAGACAAGACGAUCUUGUUGGUAUACCUUUCAUCAAUUUUGCACACCAUUCGUGUGGCUGACCACCAAACACCACUUGUUUGGAACAUAAUCGGAUCUUUAGCUGAAAUCAUCAUCAACCCAGGCCACUUUCUUUACGAUCGUGUCUGCCGCUACAUCCUCACAACACCCAUCUUCAAGGCAUACGAAAUUCCAUUAUACCAUGGCAUUUCCAACGGCACUUCCAACGAUGAUCUAGAGGAGGAUACCUACUACAAGCAGAUUGCGUGGAUGCUCGAGCAGUUUAUUGAAGGAACCAAGAAUGAAGAAGAUUUGAACGCUCUUAGACUCAAGGGCGUUGUGGAAUGGGCUCUCAACUUGGCCAAUGUCGACUACGUAACUGGUCAUUUACGCCAUAAACUCUACCGUCUCAUCUACCAAAUCCAGAAUGUGGGCGGUGAAGGUGGAGAUAUGUUGGUGACCAAGUUUGCUGGCUUAUCGUCGAUGCAGACCGCAAAGAACGUUGUUCCUACUACAUUUUCUGGUGAACAAUUGGCACUCAAUAUUGACCAAAUUGGGGUGAGGUUUGGCCUUCUUUCUCAAACAAAGCGUCUUCGUGAAUGGACCUCAGACGAUGCCAGUCGGGCCGUUAAGAGGAUCCACUCCACAUAG
Candidozyma duobushaemuli is the source of this 4683-nucleotide messenger RNA. RefSeq lists its product as uncharacterized. The transcript has a single exon. The record is from RefSeq and is a predicted model, not a curated record. Lineage: Eukaryota; Fungi; Ascomycota; Pichiomycetes; Serinales; Metschnikowiaceae. Bases 1 to 4683 code for a protein of 1560 amino acids.